CCGCCUGUUCCCAAAUGCUCAUUUUUAUCGCAGCUGCUGUCCUCCUACCAUCUUUGUUCACUGAGACAUUCUCUUCUCAACCCUACAAAAGUGCUACAGAAGUUUUCAAAGCUUUGAUACAAUUGACUGAUGCUGAGUUCGAACAACUUUACGCAGACUUAAGGGAAUACCAACUUGGGAGCACGGACUUCAAAUCGAACAAAACUGUUAAUGACAAGCUAGAAACAAUGCGCAACAAAGUGUCAAAGCUGAUGAUGCCUGCACAGAACUUCGUCAAAAAAGUCGCGAGUUCUGCAGGGAAGGAGUGGCGCAAGGAAGGCUUGCAGAUUGAAAGCGUCCAGAAAGCUUUUGAUGAACUCCGUAAGGACAAAAAUGCAUGCGAAAACCUUUACAGCAUAUAUCCUCAACUGAAGCUUGGAAAAUGCUGAGUUCGACGCUGUUCUGCCGAGGAACAGUCACAGAAAUAUCAUUCAAAAUGUGUUCAUACUUCCGUACAGCAAAAAAAUUUUUGUAAGAUAUGACA
Cylicocyclus nassatus is the source of this 523-nucleotide messenger RNA. The record is from the annotation of a GenBank genome assembly. Lineage: Eukaryota; Metazoa; Nematoda; Chromadorea; Rhabditida; Strongylidae.